Messenger RNA from Dictyostelium discoideum AX4, 561 nucleotides. RefSeq lists its product as hypothetical. Lineage: Eukaryota; Evosea; Eumycetozoa; Dictyosteliales; Dictyosteliaceae. The coding region runs from base 1 to 561 and encodes 186 amino acids. The record is from RefSeq and is a predicted model, not a curated record. The transcript has 3 exons.
AUGAGUAAGGCACCAGUAAAUAUAGUGGAUAGACCAUUAUCUAAAGGUAAGGGUGAAAUAAAUAUUAGUUCAUUUGCAUUUCUUUUCUCUGAAAUGAUUCAAUAUUGUCAAGAUAGAAUUAAAGCAGGUCAUGAACUUGAAAAAAAAUUAUCAGAUAUGGGAUAUUCUAUUGGACCAAGAUUAUUAGAAUUAUUAUGUGUUAGAGAAAAGAAUUCUAAAAGAGAAACUAAAUUACUUGGUAUAUUAUCAUUCAUUCAUACAACAGUUUGGAAAUCAUUAUUUGGUAAACCUGCCGAUUCAUUAGAAAAGAGUACAGAGGCAGAUGAUGAAUAUAUGAUUUCUGAUAAUAAUAUGGUUGUAAAUAAAUUUAUUUCUUUACCAAAACAUUUAAGUAGUUUAAAUUGUGCUGCUUUCGUAGCUGGUAUAAUUGAAGGAAUUUUAUGUUCCGCUGAAUUUCCAGCAAGAGUCACAGCUCAUAAUGUUGCAGUUGAGGGUAAAAGAUUCCCUAAAACUGUUAUUUUAAUUAAAUUUAAUCCAGAAGUUAUUGAAAGAAAUGCAUAA